Molecule: messenger RNA, 2541 nt
Organism: Emys orbicularis (European pond turtle)
Lineage: Eukaryota; Metazoa; Chordata; Testudines; Emydidae
Gene: MPHOSPH8
Product: M-phase phosphoprotein 8
Exons: 14
Coding region: 1-2541 (846 amino acids)
Cellular component (GO): cilium
Molecular function (GO): protein binding
Source: RefSeq, a predicted model, not a curated record
AUGGCGGCGGCCGGGAGCGGGGAGGAGGCGGCGGCGGCGGCCGAAGCGGAGAAGGAGAAGGAGCCGGCGGCAGCGGGUUCUGUUAAGGCCGCGGGCGAUGCGGGCGGCGAGAGCGAGGAGGAGGAGGACGUGUUCGAAGUGGAGAAGAUCCUGGAUGUGAAAACGGAGGGGGGUAAAAUUCUGUACAAAGUGCGGUGGAAGGGAUAUACCUCGGAUGAUGAUACCUGGGAACCAGAGGUUCAUCUGGAAGACUGUAAAGAAGUGCUGCUUGAAUUCAGAAAAAAAAUUGUGGAUAAUAAGCCUAAACCCGUUAAGAAGGACAUACAGAAGCUGUCUUUAAAUGACGACUUAUUUGAGGCAGAAUCUGACAGUGACCUUCAAAGUGAAGCAAAAGAAGACACGUCACCAAAGAAGAAGAAGAAAAAAUCAAAAGAUGGCGAGGAUAGAAGCCCAGAUGAUCUGAAAAAGAAAAAAUCAAAGUCUGCAAAAUUCAAAGAGAAACCCAGACUGGAACGUGAAAACUCCUCAGAUAGUUUGAUUUUAGAUUCAAAACCAAAGAAAAGAACUUCAGAAACCAAGGAAGAUUCAAAAGAUCCUAAGAAGCAGAAGAAAGAAGAUUCUAAAGAAAUCAAGAAAAAGAAGGGAGAAAUUAAAGAUUUAAAGACCAAAUGUAAAGAGGAUUCUAAAGAAAAUAAAAAAUUGCGAAAGGAAAAACAUGGUGACCUUCAGUUUGACUCCGAGUCAAGCACCCUAGAUGAUUCGUUUUCUCAAGUAGCUGAUAAUGAAAAUUCAGACUUGUGUUCUGAGGGUAGAGAGGAGAAACAAAAGAUAAAAAGUGGAAAAGAGAAAUCUGAACAGGAAAUUGUUAUGAAGGAUUCCAUUGCUGACAGGCAGCCAGAUGGGUCAGCAAGUACUGAAGAGGACAGCAUUGAGCUUAAGGUUAAAAGAAAAAAGAAGAAACUUAAAAAGGCUGAAGAUUACAAAGAGGAAAGUAGAAAAGUGGAAACAAAGGACACCUAUUUGGAGAAGAAAAAUAUGCACAAAAAACAAAAAGCUCAAGAAAAGGCAAAAGCAGAGUUAGACAAAGUUUCACCUACACCUGCUCUAGUGCAAAAAAGUUUGAAAUUGUGCACUGAUGAAAAAGGACGCAAGUCGACUGAUUCAGUUGGGGAGUACCAGGAAAAGGAAGUAAAGAAAAAUGAAAUAAAAGAAAAACCUCAGAAACGAUAUGACUCUGAAAAGGAAGAAAAAGGCAGAAAAGAACAGAAGGGAUUAAAAAGUUUGAAGGAGAACAAAAGUGCUUUUGAUUUGUUUAAUAUAUCUUCAGAAGAAAAAAAUGAAUACUCUGAGAAUAAUCGAAAAAGAGAGGACUCUUCAGUGGACUAUAAAUUCAUAGAAGAAUUCAAAUCAAAAGAAAAUAAACAAUUAUACAAGGAAAGGAGAAGCACAAGAGAUGAGACAGAUACCUGGACUUACAUUGCUGCAGAAGGUGAUCGGGAAGUGGACAAUGUAUGUCAAAUGGAGGAGAAUUCUGAUGGCAGGCAGCAAGUCUUGAGUUUGGGCAUGGACAUGCAGUUAGAAUGGCUGACCCUGGAAGACUUUCAGAAGCAUUUGGAUGGAGAAGAUGAGACUCACUCUUCAACAGAACCAAUAUCGAGUACUCUACUGAGGGAUGCUGUUAAAAAUGGAGACUAUGUUACAGUAAAGAUGGCGCUUAAUUCAAAUGAAGAAUAUAAUCUGGAUCAAGAGGAUUCAAGUGGAAUGACGCUAGUGAUGCUUGCUGCUGCGGGAGGGCAUGAUGACCUCCUCCGGCUCCUUAUCAGAAAAGGAGCUAAAGUCAACUGUAGACAGAAAAAUGGAACAACUGCAUUGAUACAUGCAGCUGAAAAGAACUUUCUAACUACAGUGGCUAUUCUUUUGGAAGCUGGGGCUUAUCUUAAUGUCCAGCAGAGCAAUGGUGAAACUGCUUUAAUGAAGGCGUGUAAGAGAGGGAACUCUGACAUAGUACGUCUUAUGAUUGAAAGUGGAGCAGAUUGUAACAUUUUGUCAAAGCAUCAGAACAGCGCACUUCAUUUUGCUAAACAGUGUAAUAACGUACUGGUGUAUGACCUGCUCAAGAGUCAUUUGGAAACGCUCUCAAGAGUAGCAGAAGAUGCAAUUAGGGAUUAUUUUGAAGCUCGUCUUGCCUUGCUGGAGCCUGUCUUUCCGAUUGCAUGUCAUCGUCUCUGUGAAGGACCAGAUUUUUCUAUGGAUUUCAACUAUAAACCCCCACAGAAUGUGCCAGAAGGAUCUGGAAUUCUUCUGUUUGUUUUCCAUUCAAACUUCUUUGGUAAAGAAGUUAUUGCUCGGCUCUGUGGACCAUGCAGUGUGCAAGCAGUGGUUUUAAAUGAUAAAUUCCAGCUUCCUGUAUUUUUGGAUAGUCACUUUAUUUAUUCCUUCAGUCCUGUUACAGGCCUUAACAAGCUUUUUAUACGGUUGACAGAAGCGCCUACUGCCAAGGUAAAGUUGCUAAUAGGGGCAUACAGAGUGCAGUUGCAGUGA